AAGCAACGGGUGGUCAUAGCAUUACUUCAUUUCUGUUUUUCGUUUCUUUCAUUAUUUCCCUCGGGAUUGGGAUGAGGACUUAAUUCCUAAAGAGGGGAAGACACAAAUCAAACCUUCCUUUUCAUGUCAGCACUUAGUGCUGCCAUAUCAUUUUUGUUUUUUGUUCCAUCACAUGGUUUUUACUUCGCUUUUGUCGUAAAAGUAAAACUUCUUUCCAAUGAUACAGAAAGCAGUGCAAGCGAGUCCGAAGAAUAGGUUUGCAUGGCAUGUUUGGGGAGUCUUUGAAGCUAACCUAGGUAAUGUCGAUUUAGGAAAGAAACUUCUGAAGAUAGGGCAAGCAGUGAAUCCAAGAGAUCCCGUCCUUCUUCAAUCGCUUGCACUAUUGGAAUACAAAUACUCAACUGCAAAUGUAGCACGAGUUUUGUUUCGGAGGGCAUCUGAGCUGGAUCCAAGGCACCAACCUGUGUGGAUUGCCUGGGGAUGGAUGGAAUGGAAAGAAGGAAACUUAGCUACGGCUAGGGAAUUAUACCAAAAAGCAUUGUCCAUUGAUUCAACUAGCGACAGCGCUGCACGCUGCCUUCAGGCUUGGGGUGUUUUAGAGCAGAGGGUCGGUAAUUUAUCUGCAGCACGAAGAUUAUUUAGGUCUUCGCUUAACAUAAAUUCUCAAAGCUAUGUAACAUGGAUGACGUGGGCAGCUUUCGAAGAAGAUCAAGGGAAUUCUGUGCGUGCUGAGGAAAUUCGGAACCUCUAUUUCCAACAGGUAAUUCAGCAUGAAUAAGUGCAUUAAUACCCA
Molecule: messenger RNA, 793 nt
Organism: Olea europaea var. sylvestris
Lineage: Eukaryota; Viridiplantae; Streptophyta; Magnoliopsida; Lamiales; Oleaceae
Product: protein high chlorophyll fluorescent 107
Exons: 3
Coding region: 218-778 (186 amino acids)
Biological process (GO): regulation of translation; mRNA processing
Cellular component (GO): chloroplast
Molecular function (GO): single-stranded RNA binding; mRNA binding; protein binding
Source: RefSeq, a predicted model, not a curated record